This is a messenger RNA of Clunio marinus, 555 nucleotides long. Lineage: Eukaryota; Metazoa; Arthropoda; Insecta; Diptera; Chironomidae. The record is from the annotation of a GenBank genome assembly.
AUGUCAUUAAUAAUCAAAGCAAAGGAAAUGUUUUUGUUGCGACUUUUGAUAUUGAUGUUUUCUAUGCAUUUGACAUUGAGCUGCAAUGGAUAUAAAAUAAUUUACAAAAGUCUUCGAAACUGUGGAGGGGACUUAAAUCAAAUUAUAAAACCUUUAAACAUUUCAUUACAAUUGAAUGAUAAAUGUGAAAUUUCUUCAAGUUCUUGUUCUCAAAUUAAACCUUUUGGGUCAGGAAAGUUAAAAAUGUCAUCAUUUGAUGGAAAGCUACAAAUUGCUCAAAUAGAACUUGAUUUAUGCAGCAAAAAACCAUUACCCGAUCAUUUUAUAGUUCCGUUUUAUACAUUUGCAAUCCCAAGUGAAUGCCCGUUCAGGAAAAAUGCAACCAUUUGUCGCAAAGGCACAGACGUAACAGUUUUACCGAAAGUUUUUAAAAGACUUUUACCACUUUUUGCGGAAAAUAAGUCAACCAAAAUGCGAAUAGAAAUUCAUCAUGACACAGGAAUAUCAUGUUUUGAGAUUGAAGGUAAACUUACAAGAAGUUUGAAGGGCAAUUGA